Molecule: messenger RNA, 2987 nt
Organism: Gryllus bimaculatus (two-spotted cricket)
Lineage: Eukaryota; Metazoa; Arthropoda; Insecta; Orthoptera; Gryllidae
Source: the annotation of a GenBank genome assembly
CCCUGGUGAAUGGGGGCUCCCAAGCAAAUGCUUGUUUUGCUUGUAGGUAAAUCCGGCCCUGAUAAGGGGUAUUCAAAAUGUUCCAAAUUUGCGUUACGUAAUUUAUGGACGGCCCCGAUGGAAACUGCCUCGGCCGGCGACUUCUAUGACGCGCCCUGCCCGCCCCUGCCCCCGCCCCGAUCAGUGACUAGCAAGGCUUCAAGGCCUCCUGGGAGAGAGCAUCUGUUGCUGCAGUGAAGUAGUAGCGCUCUUCCCAAUCGGCUGUCAUCUGUACGAACGAUGUCUCGAAAGGUGGCAGUGGUGACGGGCGGCAACAAGGGCAUCGGGCUGGCCGUCGUGCGGGGGCUGUGCAGGCGCUUCGACGGAGACGUCUUCCUCACGGCGCGCGACGCGGCGCGCGGAGAGGCGGCGGUGGAGCAGCUGCGACAGCUAGGUCUGAAUGUAAAAUUUCAUCAACUUGAUAUAUGCAGUGAUGAAAGUUUAAAUGUCUUCAAAAAAUAUCUCGAAGAAAAUUACAAUGGAUUAGAUGUAUUAGUUAACAAUGCAGCUAUAGCAUUCAAGAUCAACGAUUCAACCCCCUUUGCAGUGCAAGCAAAAGAGACCAUUUACACCAACUACACCCGACUUGCAGCCACUUGUCGUGCUCUGUUUCCCCUUCUGCGACCUCAUGCUCGUGUUGUAAACCUUUCAAGCAGCUCAGGUCACUUGAGCAGGAUCCCAGGUGAGCAGAUUCGAGCUCAGCUCAGCUCACCAUCACUGACUGAAGAGGCUCUCACAGAACUCAUUCAGUCAUUUGUCAGGGCAGCUGAAGAAGGUACCCAUUUCAAGAAAGGUUGGUCAGACAGUGCAUAUGAAGUUUCAAAAAAUGGAGUUAGUGCCUUAACUUUCAUCCAACAAAGGGAAUUUGACAAGGAUCCUCAACAAGACAUAGUUGUUAAUGCAGUGCACCCAGGGUGGGUUAGAACUGAUAUGUCAAGUCAUUCAGGACCACUAACUCCUGAACAAGGUGCAGAAGCUCCCCUGUUUUGUGCUCUGCUUCCGCCCAAUGUAAGUGCCCCUCGUGGGGCCUACAUCUGGUGGGACAAGCAGAUUGUUGACUGGACUGGUAGCACCAUCCCCCCUCCACAGAGCAAUAAGUCUUAAACUAAAUGCUUAUGUCUAAUCAACAAACUGUGGAUCUGAUUAAUUAUCAAGGCAUUUUAAUAUUAUUUUUUUAUGAUAAGACAUAUUUAAAGAUAUGAAAACCAUUACCUCUUUAAGAAACAAAUAUGAAUGUAUAAAUUAUUGGGUGUCUUGUUUUUAAAAACCAAUUUCCAUACUAAUUAAAUAUUUAUAAGGAGUUAUAUGUCUCUUUUGUAAUGUUAUCUUUUGAUACACUUUUCGAGAAAUUUUCACAUUAAUUCAUGACAAUAAAAUACAACAUAUUGAAGAGGGAGUUUUAAUGAUUUAGGGUCCUGUAACAUAUCUUAAAUGCAUGUCUUGCACUUUAUUCAUUUGUUAUGUAAUUUAUCUAAUGCAAGCACCAACUCCUAAGCAUUUAAAGAAUCUGCACUUUCAUAUCUUAUAUUCCAAAUAUUUUCUUAAAUUUAUUAUCAUAAGCAAAUGCAAAAUUGAUGUUACAACUUUAAUUUAUUUCAAUUUCUCCCAGACAUUCACUUGAACAAGAUGAAGAGACAUACUGCAUUGUGAGAGGAAAAAUCUCUUAUCAAGGAACUUCCUUGAAAGGCAAACACACUCUGAGCUAUCUCUCGAUGCUCUCAACUAGUGGGAGUGGAAAUGAUCACGCAGAAGUGGUUUUAAUGAAAUGAACUGAAUCCAAAAUGAAUCCAGACAUUUGGAAGUUCAGUUAGUGUAAUUCUCAGGUGCAUAAUUGUGAAAAAUUCAAGUUAUCAGUUACUCAUUUUCUUUAGGCUUUUUCUCUUGCUGCUUUACACUGUUAAAAACAGGGAAGAGGAAGAUUUAUAAACCUAUUGUUUUUACAAUAGUCGGUUUGACUCGACUAAUCUAGGGAAAGGCUAAACCGAUGACUCACCAAAGUGAAUUUUACGUCUUCUGGAGCUUCAGAAAAGGAGGAGCGGGCUUCAGAAAGAAGUUAUAGAAAUCCAAAUUUCCUACAAUGUGGCUACACGCCACAACUAACUCCUCGGGAAUCCAAAUGUUGGGUUGGAAUGCAAAUGAUCAAAGUUAAAAAUGAGUUCCUAAGGACAGGGGCAAAGCAGGGGUUGAAGGCAGAGCGGAGUUGACGGACAGGCUGAGGGCAAUGAAGCCAGAUGAAGCGGAGCUGUCAUUAGUACACAUUUUCCACAAAUGCCCAACAAAAGUCUUUCCUUCAAACACAAGAUUCGUUGGUCCUGGCAUUUUGGACACUGGUCACAAAAGAGUUGAAAACGCGAAGAAGGUCAUUGCUCUAAACUCCGAAGAUGCACCAACAAUUUGUGGCAGCGUCAUGCAGGUAACGCCGAAGGUGAGCCAGGACGACGGCGAUAACGCUUCAAAUGUUAGGGGACGAUGCGAUGGUAUCUCGUGGCGUCUUCCCCGCACUCGAGGACACAGUGACGGACUAGCGCCCGAAGAGUUCAAAUCACAUUUACCUCUGUGGACCUCGGAGCUAGGCUCGAGCCGGUUUUAGCAUGUGUAAUACGCAUAUUUGUGUCGAUAGUUCUCGUGAGUCACGAUUACAUCCCAAUUUUCCUGCAUUAACUGCAAAUCUGAUGCGAGAGAAUGUAUAGUGCGGGUGUAUUGCGGGCCUGGUCAUUUACGAAUAUUCCGCGUUGCUACCUGGGAAUCAAAAUGCUAAAGCAUAGGCGAUGAUAUUUUGAGCUUUUGCAAUUUUCGAAAAGUAAUUGAUUUCAACGAAAUUGAGUCGUGCGCCAUUCUCUUAAACCUCCUUUACGCCACGCAAAGUUUAAUCACAAAAUUGGGAGCCAUUUUUGAGAAAAUUUUGAAAAUGUUGAGGCUUUAUGUUAAGAACCCCCCAAAAAUCCAAG